AUGGCUCCAGAGGCCAUUGAGGGCCGCACCAUCACGCUCAAGAUCAAGGCCACCACGUUUGAGGUGCGAACUCGUGCCGCCACCCUGCCGCACUACAUAUCGUCCGCGGCCGACAUGAUGCCGCCCCUCACAAAGCUGCUGCAGGUGGGCAGCGGUGUGGGGUGCUCAUGA
This is a messenger RNA of Monoraphidium neglectum, 171 nucleotides long. RefSeq lists its product as hypothetical. Lineage: Eukaryota; Viridiplantae; Chlorophyta; Chlorophyceae; Sphaeropleales; Selenastraceae. The transcript has 2 exons. Gene Ontology annotation, biological process: DNA repair. Gene Ontology annotation, molecular function: damaged DNA binding. The record is from RefSeq and is a predicted model, not a curated record. The coding region runs from base 1 to 171 and encodes 56 amino acids.